Mucor velutinosus is the source of this 1281-nucleotide messenger RNA. RefSeq lists its product as uncharacterized. The transcript is spliced from 4 exons. The coding region runs from base 1 to 1281 and encodes 426 amino acids. The record is from RefSeq and is a predicted model, not a curated record. Lineage: Eukaryota; Fungi; Mucoromycota; Mucoromycetes; Mucorales; Mucoraceae.
AUGUCGCAACCACAAAGAGUAUUCAGUGCAAGAAGAGAAGAUGACGACGAGGUAAACACGCCACUUAUUGCGAGAGACAUCCCUGGCGCUUCAUCCAACGCAUCUCCAAGACCAAAUGCCUCACGUUCUUUCCCACAAAGAAGCUCUCAUUACAACACUUUUGUCGAACAGCAACAACAGAAAUUGCAAGCAAGGUCCAACAAACCCAAACUACCUAUGCGUACAACUAAAAUCUCUCAGAAGUUGAAGCUGUUUCCCGAAGACAACGAUCAAUGGAAUGAAGAUGCUGAUCAAAACGAAGCUGAUGUGUAUACUCAGAUUGCAAAGAUACCGCACGGCAUGGCGAGACAAGAGGCUGAAAUGCUGAACAAAAUGGAUCGAAGUGAACUGUCAAGAAUGACAGCUUAUUGUACCGCAUCUGCUUAUCGCAUGGAUGCGUUGGUGAAAUAUCUUCAAUCCAAGAAGAAAUCAAACGGCACUGCCCCCAAACGAUUCGACGAAUGUCUGUAUACACCUUAUGCAUUUACGUAUCCAGUAGCACCACCUCACGCAUCUGCCAACUCUGUCAAUACAAGCCAAAAAUUACCUGAGAUGUUCUUGUUCGAUUACGGUGUUGUUGUGUUUUGGGGUAUGACUCUCAAAGAAGAGCAGAGGAUAUUGAAACUGUUGGUUCCAUUCGAGGAGGAAAAACUUGAUGCCGAUGAUGUUGAGACGGAAGAGUUCCAUUACUACUACAAUGAAGCAUACCAGCCACGUAUCUACAAUGAUAUUAUUACGCUAAGACACCCAUCAAACUAUCUUAUCAAAUUGACUAUUGCACAUGCAAUCGCACAAAGUGUCAAGAUGACUCUCUUCGAGAGGCUGAUUGAUGAUACCAUCAACGAAACCAAAUACAUUCCUCAGGUCAUGGCUGAAAGUGGAAAUAUACAAAUGUCUAGAACUGCAAUUACAAAAAAGAUUGGCCAGUUGUUCAUCAUGCGUAUCAAUGUCAAUUUGGUCUCCAACAUUUUAGAUACACCAGAGAUCUUUUGGUCAGAGCCUACUUUGGAGCCAUUAUACAGCGCUAUCCGUGGCUAUUUGGAAAUCUCACAACGGGUGGAACUCUUGAAUCAGAGAGUAGAAGUGAUCAGUGAUUUAUUGGAAAUGCUGAAGGAUCAUUUGAAUAGUUCGCAUGGUGAGCAUUUGGAAUGGAUUGUGAUCUGGUUGAUUGGAAUGGAGAUUUUAGUUGCUGUCAUUACCACUUCAUUAGACGCAUUCAGUCUGUACUAUAAUAAAGAGUAA